Messenger RNA from Engraulis encrasicolus (European anchovy), 885 nucleotides. Its product is annotated as complement C1q-like protein 4. The transcript is spliced from 3 exons. Gene Ontology annotation, molecular function: protein binding. The coding region runs from base 21 to 377 and encodes 118 amino acids. The record is from RefSeq and is a predicted model, not a curated record. NCBI's taxonomy places the organism in Eukaryota, Metazoa, Chordata, Actinopteri, Clupeiformes, Engraulidae.
GGUUGAUUUGCACGGACAUCAUGAGGGCAACUUCAUCUCUCUUCCUGCUGCUCGUGGGUGUCUGGGUAGGGGCGGCAAUGGAGCUCAAGUGCUUUGCUAAUGGGCCAGUGGCCUUUUAUGCCUCUUUGACGGGCGUUGAUGGAUAUACGGGACCAUAUGAUACUAUGACCACCUUGGUGUACAAAAAGGUCAUCACAAACCUUGGCGAAGCCUACAACCCAGCCACCGGCAUAUUUGUUGCUCCAGUCAAAGGGAUCUACCACUUCGCCAUCUACUACCACUCCCCUCUUAGGCACUAUGCAGAUCUUUACUUACAAAAGAAUGGUGUGACCAUAGCUACUACUUCCCAUCAAAAGCCGACGCGGGCGUACCGGUAAUAAGUGGAUCUAACGCUGCCAUUGUGGAGCUGGAGACAGGAGACCAAGUCAAAGUCAUGCUUCGUGCCGGUAGUGAGGUCUGGGAUGGCGUCAACCAUCACACCACAUUUAAUGGCUAUUUGCUUUAUGAUCUCUAUUCACCCAUCAACCACACCACCCGUUGGUGAGGUUACUGAACAUUCACAUGAAAAUAACUAAAAUCUAUGAAUAAAAAAAUUAAGAAAUGGCUUUUGUAGUUUUUGGCUGCUGAAUAUCAGGGUCAUUUGUUAUAUUUCAUUCUGCAUUUUACAAAGUAUGUCCUUGGCAAUGGGCUGGUUGCACCUAUGCACCUACAGCACUUCCUAUCAUUAACCCUGUUCUUGUGUUUGGGUCACCACCAACCCGUUUUAGUCUGUAAAGAUGUAAAACAACCACUUGUUAAUGCUAAUUGAAAUCAUUCUUGAAAUCAUACAAUCAUAAUUAUAUUUCCUAUAUUUUUGUAUCUAUGCAAAAAUAAACUAAAUUAUUA